AUGAAGUUGUUUACGCAGGAUUGGCUUCUUAAACUUUAUUAUGAAGUAAACACUUUGAUAGCUGGUGUUAAAAAACAUUCUUUAUCAAUUAAUAAUGAUACAAAUACAAUGUUUAGUUAUUACGAAAAAGGUAAACGAGUACUCGGCCAAUCAACUAUGAUAUUUAUUCAUGGGUUUUCAUCGAACAAAGAAUCAUGGCUUUCUCUUAUGAAAAAUAUUCCAAAUGGUUAUCAUUGUAUUAUAAUUGAUCUUCCAUGUCAUGGAGAAACUAUUGAAUUAAAAGAAGAUGAUCCUAAUAUUGAUACAUUUCUUGAUAAAUUAAAAUUGUUUUUUGAUAAAAUGAAUUUAAUUGAACCAAUGUAUAUUAUUGGUACAUCAUUAGGUGCAACAGUUGCUGCUAUUUUUGCUACGAAAUAUCCAAAAUAUGUUAAUAUGAUGUGUUUACUUGCACCUGCUCCUAUAAGAAAAUAUGAAAGUGAUUUAAUAAAACAAAUACAUUCAGGAAGAGAAUAUAUACUUUUACCAGAAACUUCUGAACAAUUUCAUGCUAUGGCUGAACUAUUAACAAUAAAUAAUACUAAUCUACCGAAAGUAUUUGUUAAUAAAUAUUUUAAAUCAAGAUUACGUUUAUUAAAUGAACAAAAAGAAAUACUAAGAUCAUUUCUUGAAUAUGAUUAUCUUAAUCUUGAACAAUAUUAUGAACAAUUAAAAUAUAUUAAUUAUCCAGUAUUAAUUCUUUGGGGUCGUCAAGAUCAAUUAUGUGAAGUGAAAUGUGCUGAAUAUUUUUCUACAUUAAUUCCUAAUUCAGAAGUAAUCAUUUUUGAUGAUUGUGGUCAUUUUAUAUCGUAUGAUAAACCAGAAGAAACAGCAAAAAAUAUCAUUCAUUUUUUAGAUUUUCAUUCUUAUUGUUUGAUCAAUUUGUAA
This is a messenger RNA of Rotaria sordida, 924 nucleotides long. Lineage: Eukaryota; Metazoa; Rotifera; Eurotatoria; Philodinida; Philodinidae. The record is from the annotation of a GenBank genome assembly.